Molecule: messenger RNA, 798 nt
Organism: Capronia epimyces CBS 606.96
Lineage: Eukaryota; Fungi; Ascomycota; Eurotiomycetes; Chaetothyriales; Herpotrichiellaceae
Exons: 1
Coding region: 1-798 (265 amino acids)
Biological process (GO): ribosomal small subunit assembly; translation; maturation of SSU-rRNA from tricistronic rRNA transcript (SSU-rRNA, 5.8S rRNA, LSU-rRNA)
Cellular component (GO): mitochondrial small ribosomal subunit; ribosome
Molecular function (GO): mRNA 5'-UTR binding; small ribosomal subunit rRNA binding; structural constituent of ribosome
Source: RefSeq, a predicted model, not a curated record
AUGUCUCGUCCCAAUGCCUUCACAUCGAUGUGCCGAUCAUGUCGACGGUCAUAUAUGGCCCAGACACGGACACAGCCACAGACACGACGCCACGCCUCGAAUACCGCACGCAGCCAGGAGCCAAGCAGCCUGGCCGAGCGCCUCGGAAUCCGAAUUGAACCAGAGACGCCUCCGAAAGAGCCACAGGCUCUGGACCAAAUCGCCGAAGCACUGCGAAAGCCGCAAAGGACAUCGACUUCUUCGCCGCACCCCCAGCGACAGGGUCUGAACUCCCUAUUGACAGGCGAUCUUCGGUCGAUUGCACGAAGCGCACGAGACGAGGCGGCCACCAGACCCAGUGCCCGCGUGUCGGCGGACGAGCCGUACCACCUGACCGUGUAUGCGCACAAGCACAACACACACAUCACCUUCACCGAGCCGUCACGGAACCCGAUCAUCUCCCUGUCCACGGGUAACCUGGGACUGCGAAAGGCGCAGCGCAGCUCGUACGAUGCCUCGUUCCAGCUGGCCACGUACACGUUCCGCAAAAUGGCUGAGAAGCAGUGGCGGCUGGGCGGCAAGAAGAUGACGCACAACCAGAUGAUGACGCUGGCCGACAUCCGCAAACCGGGCGCCAUGUCCGGAGGCGCGGGCAUCGAAGUCAUCAUGAGAGGGUUUGGGCCCGGCCGAGAGGCGUUCCAGAAGGCCUUGCUGGGCACCGAAGGCAGGAUGAUCAAGCCCCUGGUCUCCAAGGUCACGGACUCGACGCGCUUGAAGUUUGGCGGCACGAGAAGUCCAAAGGUCAGAAGAUUGGGUUAA